Molecule: messenger RNA, 464 nt
Organism: Serpula lacrymans var. lacrymans S7.9
Lineage: Eukaryota; Fungi; Basidiomycota; Agaricomycetes; Boletales; Serpulaceae
Exons: 2
Coding region: 259-420 (53 amino acids)
Source: RefSeq, a predicted model, not a curated record
AUUUUACACUUGUCAAGCGCUUUUGUACGUCGCCCUAAUUUUUCGACAUAAAAAUAUGUACCCCUAUAGAACAAAUGAAGAACAUGAAUCUCAUACGACACAUAUUUCGAGGAGAUGAGCCCGAGGGGAUGCGAUCAUUCAUAUUGGCUACACAUUGACCUCACCAAAUCACUGCCCUGAAGGGCGAUUUGAGAGGCUUCGAUAGAGCCGAGCAAUAUAGCUGGUACAAUGCAAUCAUAAGCAGUACAAGACCGCCCAAUGGGACAAAAUUCGGAUUGUAACACGAGUCUCACCCAGGAACUUGGAUUGCACAUCAAACUGACACGAGCAGCGACAACCCGCACGAUGAUACGGGGUUUAACUCCUAGACAAGUCGACAGUGAGUCCAAUUCAUUCAGCAAUAGAUCAACACGGCGAUGAAGAUAAUACUUGCGGUUCAACAAGUCACAAAAAGAAAAGUCCAC